Molecule: messenger RNA, 7760 nt
Organism: Oncorhynchus kisutch (coho salmon)
Lineage: Eukaryota; Metazoa; Chordata; Actinopteri; Salmoniformes; Salmonidae
Product: neuroligin-2-like
Exons: 9
Coding region: 1506-4028 (840 amino acids)
Cellular component (GO): membrane
Molecular function (GO): neurexin family protein binding
Source: RefSeq, a predicted model, not a curated record
CUGUAGCCUGACGGAGUUUACAGAGGGGAAAAAAGGUAGCCUAGUGUUGCCACUCAUUUUGGAAUAGUGGAUUUUCGUCCGUUUGACACCAGUGAUGCCCUUCAAAGAUGACAAAGCACUUGAUGCGAGAAAGAUAAUACUUUUUUUUUUAAAGAAGCAACAUUCUGAAGAGACAGUGUAGGGAUGCUUGAGCGUUGUCACAGCGACACAUCUUGCUAGGACAAUGUGCACGCGCCCCGCCGGGAGAGAGGAGGGAGCGUGAGCGAGCGAAAGGGGCAAUCGCACAAGCGCAGCAUAUUUUAAGUCUAUACCAGUCGGAGGAGAAUCACGGAAACCGUGGAACGCUGUUACCCAGCGACGAAGCAGGCAAGCACCACCAAAUCGUCCAAGGUAUUCAAACUGUCGUUGGUGCUGUCCUCUCCACCGGCGAAGGGCAAGCGGGGAUGCAUUUUUUGUAGAAAAUUCACCCGCAUUUAAAAUCACUGUUGACAAUUUAUGUAGAUGAGGAAUUAGUCUAUAUCGUUUCGUUGUCAACAAAGAACGAGAUAUAAAGAUAUGUAGAGUGACGCGUCAGAGAAACUGAUCAAACGAACAAUUCAUGUAGGCUAUUUAUUAUUAUUGCUAUGCGGAGGAGGCGGGGGAGCCAAUUCUUUGUAGUCUACCUUGGUGGAAGAAUCAUUCCAGAACCCGCUUUAAUGCCUUUAUCUAGUGCAUGUGUAAUGCGCCAUACGCAGCAUUAGGCUUUAUUUUUUGGUAGCCUAUUCAUUUCCCUCCGUCAUUGUCUCCCGGUCCCUUAUCAGAAUGUGGUAGUCCGAUCAACCUGCAGGUCGGUCAGAUUGAGCUGGUGUUGUCGGUAAACAGAAACCGGGGAAGGUUUUCAAAGUCUAAGCUUCUCCAAAGGACUAUGCUUCAAUAUUUCCCGUUCUAAAGGAAUGGUGUGACAACGGUGUAGAAGUCAAAGACGAGGGCAAAAUCAAAGGAUUCCUUUUGAAAAACCCUUGGAAUCCUGCGACCCCCUUGGAACACAUAACAGGGUUAGUUUGUGACCUCCACCGUUGACCAGGAACUGUGACCGCAGACAUUGACCGUGAUGAGGACCGUACAGGAGGAUGGAACGUAACAGAGUUCUGACCGUGGAGCCGUUCCCGACCGCGACCGUAGAACACCAACACUAACCACAACCACACCUUCUAAAGACCACCCGGUCUCCCCCUAACCCUCCACCCCUCCAGCCCCUCUGUCUUACACCGCACCCCCCCCCCCCCCCUUGCCACUCCACUCCUCCACCUAUCCUCCUGCACUCACUCCCUCGCUCCGGACCCCCUUUUUUUGAGGGUCCACUUUUUCUUUCAUAAACACUCUCAACCACCACUUCUCUCUUUCCAUUGCGAUGUCCUUUCUUUCCAAUCAUCUAUACCUUCAUGAACAUUGAGUCCUCUUUGGGAAACAGACAUACACGGACGAUAAACGUUUAGUUGGAGGCGGAGUCUCUAUAGCUGCCAGUCAUGUAUCUUUUCCCUUUAUCCCUGUGUAAACCAAGUGGGCGGGGUCUCGCCUCUAGUCUCCGCCCCCGCUGCUACAUGGCCGACACCUGUCUAGUCUGGCUCCUGGGCCUGGCUCUCCGCCUCUCCCUGACCUCCUGCCAGAAGAUGAACCCCGCCAACAAGCCCCCCAUGGUGACCACCAACUACGGCAAGUUGCGAGGGCUCAAAAAGGACCUGAACAACGAGAUCCUGGGGCCAGUGGAGCAGUACCUGGGCGUGCCCUAUGCCACAGCGCCCAUCGGAGACCGCCGAUUCCAGCUGCCCGAGGCGCCUGGCUCGUGGCAGGAGAUCCGCAACGCCACAGCGUUCGCCCCGGUGUGCCCGCAGAACGUGCACGGCGUGCUGCCGGAGAUCAUGUUACCGGUGUGGUUCACAGACAACCUGGAUGUGGCAGCCGGCUACAUCCAAAACCAGAGCGAGGACUGCCUCUACCUCAACAUCUACGUGCCCACCGAGGACGGUCCGCUCACAAAAAAACACGAUGAGUCUACAAUGAACAGACCGAGAGAUGAAGACAUCCGUGACCGUAGGAAGAAGCCAGUGAUGCUGUUUAUCCACGGAGGCUCCUACAUGGAAGGAACCGGGAACAUGUUUGACGCCAGUGUCCUCGCCGCCUACGGCAACGUUAUCGUGGUCACUAUGAACUACCGUCUGGGCGUCCUCGGCUUCCUGAGUACAGGCGACCAGUCAGCCAAGGGGAACUACGGUCUGUUGGACCAGAUCCAGGCCCUGCGUUGGCUCAAUGAGAACAUCGGCCAUUUUGGGGGUGAUCCCGAGCGCAUCACCAUCUUCGGCUCCGGGGCGGGGGCGUCCUGCGUCAACCUGCUCAUCCUCUCGCACCACUCCGAGGGUAAGGGGCACACUGGGUUGUUCCAGAGGGCCAUAGCCCAGAGUGGCUCAGCCAUCUCCAGCUGGUCGGUCAACUACCAGCCCCUCAAGUACACUAAGAUCCUGGCCCGGAAAGUGGGCUGCAGCCACUCAGAGACAGCAGAAUUAGUGGACUGCCUGAGGAAGAAGAACUUCAGGGAGCUGGUGGAUCAGGACAUUCAGCCGGCCCGCUACCACAUCGCCUUCGGACCCGUAGUGGACGGAGACGUGGUGCCGGACGACCCUGAGAUACUCAUGCAGCAGGGGGAGUUCCUGAACUAUGACAUCCUGAUAGGAGUGAACCAGGGAGAGGGGCUCAAGUUUGUAGAUGACAGUGAAGACAACGAUGGGAUCUCAGCUGCAGCGUUCGACUACACUAUAUCUAACUUUGUGGACAAUCUCUACGGCUAUCCUGAGGGUAAGGACAUCCUAAGGGAGACCAUUAAGUUCAUGUACACCGACUGGGCCGACCGUGACAACGGAGACAUGAGGAGAAAAACCCUCCUCGCCUUAUUCACGGACCACCAGUGGGUGGCGCCGGCAGUGGCCACGGCCAAACUGCACGCCGAGUUCCAGUCUCCCGUUUACUUCUACACCUUCUACCACCACUGUCAGACGGAGACGCGGCCGGAGUGGGCGGACGCAGCCCACGGGGAUGAGAUCCCCUACGUGUUCGGGGUGCCCAUGAUCGGAGCCACCGACCUCUUCCCCUGCAACUUCUCUAAGAAUGAUGUCAUGCUCAGUGCUGUAGUCAUGACAUAUUGGACUAACUUCGCUAAGACGGGGGACCCCAAUCUGCCAGUGCCUCAGGACACCAAGUUCAUCCACACCAAGCCCAACCGCUUCGAGGAGGUCAUCUGGACCAAGUUCAACUCCAAGGACAAGCAGUACCUCCACAUCGGCCUGAAGCCCCGCGUCAGGGACAACUACCGAGCCAACAAGGUGGCCUUCUGGCUGGAGCUGGUCCCUCAUUUACACUCCCUCCAUGAAGUCCUGAACCCCACCACCACCAGGCUACCUCCAGGCAGCACUCGCCCCCCCGGGGGCCCCUGGAAGCCCAAACCCCGCACCACGGGCCACCCCUACCCCACCUUCCCCGACCCCGUGGAGCCCUACGGAUCAGAGCGGCCCAGACUGGACCUCUUCCCCGGUGACACGCGGGAUUAUUCCACAGAGCUGUCGGUGACCGUGGCAGUGGGGGCGUCGCUGCUCUUCCUCAACAUCCUGGCGUUUGCUGCGCUCUACUACAAGCGGGACAAGCGUCAGGAGAUGCGGCGCCACCGGCUGUCUCCGCAGCGCCACGGCGGGCCUGCCAACGACCUGGCGCACAGCCAGGAGGAAGAGAUCAUGUCCCUGCAGAUGAAGCACUCGGAGCACGACUCGCACCACGACAUGGAGCCCCUCCGGCCCCACGACAUCCUGCGGCCCUCCUGUCCGCCCGACUACACCCUGGCCCUGCGGAGGGCCCCGGACGACGUGCCCCUCAUGACCCCCAACACCAUCACCAUGAUCCCCAGCACCAUCACCGGCAUGCAGCCCCUCCACCCCUUCAACACCUACCCCAGCACCGGCCACAACAACACCCUGCCCCACCCCCACUCCACCACACGUGUAUAGUAGAGCUACAGCUCCCCCUGGGGGACCGGAGGACCAACUACACACUCUGGUUUAUCACUAUUGGAUCGCUAUGGAUAUCUCUCUCUCUCUCUCUUACUCUCUGUUUUUCCAACCGUCAGCCUGCUGCCCUGAUGCUGUGUCUUUCCUACAGCACAACCUUGCUGGGGUUAAGUGGAAGUGCAGCUGAACUGCAGGGGAAGCAGGUGUUAUUGAGGGUGUUGAGAUAUUUUGAGAGGGUCUCGUAUUCUCGGAUCCUGACAGCCCCCAAACCUGCCCACAGGAUGAUCCUCUGCCUCUAACUGUGCAUUUCAUUUAGUUGUUUUUUUCAUCCCAUGUUUUCUCGGUUUCUGUGCUGUAAUAGGGUUGGGGACAGAGGAGGCUGGUGGGGAGAGCUAUAGGAGGACAGGGUCAUUGUAAUGGCUGGAAUGGAAUGAAUGGAACAGAGUCAAAGAUGUGGUUUCCAUUUGCUUGAUGUGUUUGAUACCGUUACAUUUAUUCCACUCCAGACUUUACAAUGAGCCCGUCCUAUAGCUUCUCCCAGCAGCCUCCACUGGUUGGGGAUCGUUUUUUGGAGCGUGAGGUAAAGCGUUUGGUUCCUUUUCCUUCUGAUAUAUUGGAAAGCCUCUAUCUGUCUACUCAUCUCAUCUGCUUACUUGAGUCUCUUCUCUUUUCCACAUCCCUCUCUUUCCCUCCUCUGUAGUUCUAAAACAACCUUUUUUAUACAAGGCGUACAGUACAUACAUUAAGUAUAUAUCAUGAAAAUAUUGGUAUUCUGAUAUCGUCUUUCUACCAGCAUUCUUGGUGCCAAGUACUGUGUUGUUUUCCCAUAGGAGGGGAACUGAGAGAGAAUCAAGAGUGUUGAGCUGUAUCAAGAUAGCCUACUUACUGUGUGUUCAUGAAAAGUGCCAAACUGGCCUAUCUUGUGCUUUUUUCGUUAUCUUUUUUCAACGUUUGUUUGUUUGAUUGUUUGUUGCUUUCGGUUCUUAUUUUUUGUGGAAAGAUUUUUAAAUAUAUAGAUAUAUAGACAUAUAUAUAUAUAUAUAUAUAUAGUUAUAUAUAAAUGUGUACAAAGAAGAAAAUAUCGAAAUGGUUUUCUCAGUGGGGAUCUAUGCAUGAAUUAUUUUUAAAAACAAUGAUGGGGAGAGGACACUGGAUAGUCAAUAUUCACACACACAUCUCCUGUUUUAAACUAUUUCUAUCUCAAUUCCAUAUGCUUUUUCUUCAUAUUUUCUUUUCUGCAAGAAAAAAAAACCCUGGUGGCACGUCAUAAAACCCCUGCAGCGGUGCUUCUUUCAUUCAUGAACAUUAUCCUUUACAACAACGAAAAACCUGACUGGACCAAACAUGAAUAAAAACCAUUCUUAUACACAUUGAUUAUACAACACAUUGCUUAUGUUGAUCAUCUCACACCCUUAUUGCUUACUGUCUACUAUUGCACAACAGACUGCAUGCUACCCCAAACAAAUCAACUACCCUCGUAAAUCAAUUCAACCUUUAUUUACACAACACAUUUCAUAAAAGUGUGUGCAAUCCAAUACAUUAAGAACACUUAAACAGAAGAAAAAACAAGACUACAUUUCGAUCACAUAAAGACCCCUUUCUCUGUCUCGCAUCCUCCUCCUGCUCUGCUAUCAUCCAGCCAGGGCCCCUGAGGGCCCCUCUUACGUAAUGUGAGUUAUUGGUGCCACUGCAGCAGCUCUGUAUUUUUCUCGUAAUAACCAGGCCAUCCACUGAGCCUUGGGCCCCUGUCUCUCCGUGACUCAUUAUGGCAGGCGUAGAAGCCAUAGACUGCCACUGAAAUGGCAUCCAGUUCCCUGUGUAGUGCACUACUGUGGGCCAGUCAGGCCAAAAGUAGUGCACUAUGUAGGGAAUAGGAUGCCAUUUUGGACACAAACCUAGAGGUAUUGGUGUCCAUUAUGCUCUGGCCAAAAAGGGAAUAGGGUGUAGGGAAUAGGGUGUAGGGAAUAGGGUGCCCUAGCAGUAUUGAGGCUGCAGGUAGACCUAUCGUUUAUCAAGGUGAACCUGCCAGGGUUCUCAGAGGUCCUGGGUGGGAAGGUACAUACGGCCAAGUCUCGGGUCCUCGUAUAAUGUCACUUUUUCCUAAUGAUGUUACAACGAAGGAGAGAAAAGGGACAGUCCCUCCAUCUCCCUCUUUCUUUUACACACUCUCCCCUUCUCUCCGCCCGUCUCCGCCUUCGAUUUCUGGCCCGUACCAAUGCUGUUUGAUGAACGCCUGUGCGCUCGCGUGAGUACAUGUCAGCUCAGCUUCCCAGGGCCAGGGGUAACUAGAGGGCAGAGAGAAUGAUGGAGGAAGAUGGAAUGUGUGUGAGGAAAGAGACAGGCAGGCAUCUCGUAUCAGAGGCGCCUCCCCGUGGUGCGAAACCCCUGUAAUAACUGCUUACACACACACUCCUCCAUUCUUCCUCUCACUCUACUUUCCCCGUCCCUUUCUCCUUUCCUCCACCAGUAAACACCCGUCUGAUUCAGGACUGCUGCACAUGCAAUUUCAACUAACUCUCUUUGUGGAAAGUUGAGAGCAGAAAUCGCCGGCGUUUCAACUCGUAGCUUCACUGUGUGCCGUCGUUGAACCCUGCAUCUCCUGACCCUUCCCCCCUGACACAUGUCCCUGCUGACUCUGUUGCCCUCACGUCCCCUUCGCUCCACUGCUGUACAUUGAACUCUAAGCACACAGAGGAAAGACUGGUGGUCUAUCAGACAGGCCAGGGUCUGGGAUAACAGAGCUGGGAAGAGGACUGGGAGUAAGAGGUCCUUAGACCAAGGGACAACAAAGUGAUCAGCUGUUUUUACUAUUCCUUCUUUUUUUUUAACAGGGAGGUGCACGUAAAAGUCAAGGGAAAGCCUGUUGACAACACCUCCGUCCGUAAUGCUAUGACAUGGCCAGCAGAGGGGGCUGAUGGGUGAAUAGGAUUAAUCCAACUGAACUGUAGCGCUGUGUGUGAACCCACAGUGCGCUGUAGUAUCCUCGGUUAGAAACCGCUAGCGACAGUGUUGUCUCUGCUUGUGUUUAGCUUUAGACGUUUCUUUGGUACCUAUUUCAUUACUGCUUGAAGGUGGGGGGAUGUGUGAGAGAACACAGGUUGGUUUUGUCAGAUACUCUGUGUUGGCCAACUGAGAGAGACAGUGUGUGAUGGGGAAACACGAGAGAUGAUCCGCUGUACAAUAUACUGUAACAAAGACCAGACUGGGGUUGUAUAUGUGGAAUCAGAGGGAGUCAGUGGACUUAUAUGCUGGAACUUUUCUCUCCCCUACAGAGAUGGACUUACUAUAAAAUGUGCUAUUGGACUAGAAUAUGAAACCUGGGAGAGAGCCCCAAAGCCUCCAAGUCAUCAUCACAGCCUUAAACAAAGGGGAAAGGAUGUGAGAUGUGACCGGGACAGUGGACAGACUAGGGCACCCGACAUCUUAUUUCAGGUGUGGGAAUGAUCAGAUACAUCUGUCCUAUCAAGUCUUUGUGCAAUUAGAUCCUGAACUUUUUUUAUCCUGUGAAUAAGAGGGCAACGUGAGGGUCGCAGAGGAAACUAGUACUACUACAAAUACAACACAACAAAACUUCAACCAAUCGAAGAGUGACAGAUGCUAUUUCCUUUUUUUCCCUGUUCUUUUCCUUAUCUAUUUUAUACGCUUACACACUAGAGGGCGCCAUGGUGACACAAUCGCCAUAACAACCUACCGUUCCUCUGAACAUUCUGAAUGUGGACGAAUUCAGCGUUU